UCUCGCUCCCGUUCACUGUUUUCUCUGCCCUCUUCUUCCCAGACUAACCGCCGGGCCUUGUGCUCUGGCAAACCGCGAUCAUCUCGCCUUCACGUGGAUUGUCCGUGGAGAUUGGCAGAAGACAGGCAAGAGCGGUUGCAGACGUCCGCCAGCGACCGAUCCAACCUCUUGCACGCGUUUGACGGUUCAAACUUGUCUGGUUCGCGCGACCGUGCUGGCUGGGCGCGCCGUCGACAACACAUCCUACUUGCACACCGACGCGGUCGACGUUCCAGUCUCGAUUUCGGUCAUCCAGGAAUCUGGCCGCGCAAAGCCGUCUCAUCUCGCCGUGCCAUCCGGUCCGAGAUAGCACAUCAUUUUCCCUUUCCCCCCGUCGCCACAUAGCACACACCACCCCCGCCGCCGUCCUCCCGAGGCCAGGCGUCAUCCUUCCCAUGUCAGCAGCGGUCUACACCCCACCGCUGCCCUUCACGCGGGACGCGAACGCGGCCGGCCUCCCGCUCCCGUCCAUCCCCCGGCGCACCUCCUCCACCACGCCUCGCGCCCGGCAAGCCUCCUCGGCACCGUCCAUCCUCCUCGCCCAGGCCGGCCCGAGCUCUGUCGUCCUCCAGCCGCCCACGCCGCCGCACCCGCCGCCCCUAUCACCCCCCGCGGCCGCGCUCCCGAUCACCGCCAGGCCGCGCGCCGACUCGUCCGCGUCCGCGUCCACGUCCUCGAGCGCCGACACGCCCAGGCCCCUAUCUCACCGCCGCCACGGCGACGACCUGCGGCUCGACCUCGACGCUAUCGCCCCAUCGCCUUCCCCCCGCCGCCUCUCCGCUCCCGCCCUCGCCGCCUCCGUCUCCCUCGACGCCGCUCAACCGCUCAUGCAGCAGCCCCCCGCCGCCGCGACGCCGACCACCAAGGCGGGCACGCCCCUAAAGUCGUCCCUCAAGUCGCGCAGACCCAGCGAGGCCCGCCCCACGGCCCUCCAGGUCCUCGCCGGGUACGACAGCCUGCGGACCAAGUCGGAGCCGGUCACGCCCACCGCGGCGGCCAAGAACGUCCACUUUGACGACCGCCUCGAGCGCGUGCGGCAUUUCCUCAGCGGGCAGAAGCCGAGCGCGGUCAGUCGGGACGGCAGCCCGCGCGAGACGACGGACGAGGAGGACAGCGAUUGGCCGAGGUUUAUCUACGGCCCCGGCCCGCCCUUACCGACCGAGAAGGACGCCGGGAAGCGGGUGUUGCGGAUGCGCGUCGAGGACGGGCACGCGCCCGCCGGCGUCGGCCAGCGUAUGGGCGACGACGUCGUGCUGGAGGAGAUCAAGUUUGUGAACACGCCCGAGGGGGCGAGGGUCGAGGGCAUCGUGAGGGUGCGCAACGUCGCGUUCGAGAAGCGCGUCGCGGUCCGGUUCACGUUCGAUAACUGGACGACGACGAGCGAGGUCGCCGGGCGGUACCUCGUCUCCGCGCCGGAUCACUCUUGGGACCGGUUCGGGUUCGAGAUCAGGGUCCCCGUGCAUCGGGCGGAGGAAAAGGUGCUCGUGAUGGCGGUCAGCUAUCAUUCGGGCGGGAGGGAGAUGUGGGAUAGCAACGCGGGAAAGAAUUAUAGGGCGAGGUUCGAACUCGUGAAGGAGCAAGAGAAGCGGGCGUCGUAUCGGCCGCAACAGCAGAGGAGCCGGUCCGCGCACCCGGGCGCGUCGUUCGCGACGAGCAUCUCGGACGAGGAGAUGAGCGACCUCACGUCAAAGCUCGAGAAGGUCGCCGCGGGGGGCAACGCCGCCAGGGCCGCAAACGACGACGAGCCGGAGUCGCCCAGGAAGGAAGCGAAGGCGGCGGACGCGUUCGAGUUUGAGAAGGGCGAGAGCCUGAGCAAGCGGUACGAUUUUGCGGCGAGCUCGAGGAUGGCGUGGCAUCGCCCCGCGAGCCCGGCGUCGGUCGCGCGCAUGGUGUCGCCUACGCGCGAGGACGGCGCGGUGCCGUGGCCUCGACAACAGCAGCAGCAACGCGGAACGCCGCGGAGGAGCGCGAGGGAGAUUUUCCAGCUCGGAAGGGGAUCGCCGCGCGAGCCGGACGAGGAAGACUGGAGGCGCGUGGUGGCGGACGCGGCGCGGGACGAGGUCGACGAGGGCGAGCUGCCGUUCGCGCGCCCGGCGCCGGCCAAGCAGCGGGGGAGGAUCCAUCAGCGGGGAUAUUUUGACCUCGGCUUCGACCUUGGACGCGCGGGGAGCGGGUUUCGCCCGUACGGUGCCCACCACACCAUCAGCGACGACAAGAAGGGAGGAGGAGGAAGCGGCACGCCCCGUCUGGGACCGGAUGGGUACGCCGCGCGGUUGAACUCGUAUCCGCCUGUGGCGUCGCCGCCGCACGAGACGGGGACGCGGGAGACGUCGUUGUGGGGGAAGAGCGGGCCUGCGCCGGCUGCGUGGCAUGCCGCCCUCGCGAUGCGUCGGCCCUUGCACCACCAGCAGCACCGGGCCGGGGCUGGCGUCGGCAGCGAGGCCUCGACGCCGAGUUUUACGACCGGCGGGAGCUCGAGCAGCGAGCAGACGAGCCCGGAGUACGAACGCGAGAACCCGCUGAGCCCCGUCGGCGGGCCGGACUAUACGGCGCUCGUGAACCAGCUUUGCUUCUUCACGGGAGGGAACUCGCCGGGUAAAGGGUUCCUUACCCCGUCCGAGUUACCUGGCGACGAGCUCGUCCGUUCGCACUCGGCGAGCAGCGUUCAGGACUACUUCGGCUCGCCGGCGUCGUCUGUGCCGCCUCUGUUCGCGUCUUCGUCGUUCGAGGUGCAGAGAUCGAGCAGCUUUGACGAUGCGACGGGCGUCGGGAGGCGGAGCGGCAGCUCGACGCCUCGCGUGAGCCCCGUCGCUUGAAAGAAGAUCCCUCCACCAGGAUCAAGUACAAAAGUGCGAGACGCGCCAGGGCAAGAACCCAAAGACCUUUUUUUAUGACUUUUCUAUCACGGCACGAGGCGACCUACGGUACUGUACGAUCAAAGUGAAUCCGGGAGAUGAAGAAGGAGGAGGAGGAGGAAUCCGCACACCACGCACGACUUCGACAAGCCCUUUUAACUCGACGCCGCACCCACUCUAUUCCUACCCUACGCAUACAUACGUCUACUUGGCCGCGAUACACGAAGAUUGGUAGAGACACAGAAUACCCCAUCUGUACCACUACUGCAUCCGUUUUUCUUCACUUCGCCUUAUCUUUCAUAUAGGGGUCCGCUGUUAGGGCAGACCCCUUUCGAGCUCCCUAAAUCCUUAUUUCUCUCAUACAUAUCCUAGACUACCGUAUGCACAUUCAUGAUCACGAGCAAUCACAGACUAUCUCUCCC
Molecule: messenger RNA, 3316 nt
Organism: Punctularia strigosozonata HHB-11173 SS5
Lineage: Eukaryota; Fungi; Basidiomycota; Agaricomycetes; Corticiales; Punctulariaceae
Exons: 3
Coding region: 435-2855 (806 amino acids)
Biological process (GO): regulation of glycogen biosynthetic process
Cellular component (GO): protein phosphatase type 1 complex
Molecular function (GO): glycogen binding; protein phosphatase 1 binding
Source: RefSeq, a predicted model, not a curated record